Messenger RNA from Mauremys mutica (yellowpond turtle), 1870 nucleotides. RefSeq names its product zinc finger protein OZF-like. The transcript is spliced from 3 exons. The coding region runs from base 62 to 1318 and encodes 418 amino acids. The record is from RefSeq and is a predicted model, not a curated record. NCBI's taxonomy places the organism in Eukaryota, Metazoa, Chordata, Testudines, Geoemydidae.
ACCUGAGGGCACAGAACAUGGGGCAGGCGUCCCCGUUCCCAAACCCGACCUCGUGUCCCACAUGGAGCGAUGGGAAGAGCUGCAAGUCCCAGAUCCCCAGUGCUCCAAGGAACAGGAGAUGCCAAGAGGCACCCACGAAGGUGCCGAGAUCCCGCGUAGAAGCAAAGAAGAGACUUUGCAGCAUGAAAGGGAAGCAGCCAGAUGCAAAGGGAAUGUGUCCUGUAGACCCAAGCGGGGCGAUGGCUGGGUGGAAGGGCAGCAGGAUCCCGGACCUCUGGGUUCCAUUUGCGUGAAGAGUGGCAUGAGCGACGGGUCAGUGGGUGGCACCCCAAGCCCCAUCGCCUGCUCCAUGUGCGGGAAGGGCUUCAGCCGCAGGUCGAACCUCACGAAGCACCAGCGGGUCCACACAGGGGAGCGUCCCUUCUGCUGCACCCAGUGUGGGAAAUGCUUCAGUCAGAGCUCCAACCUCUGCCGGCACCAGAGCCUCCAUGCAGCAGGCGAGGGGCCCUGGUGCUGCCCCGAGUGUGGGGAGAGCUUCACAGGGAGCACGGGGCUGGCCAGGCACCGAAGAACACAUGCCAUAGGGGAGAGAUCCCACUUCUGCCACCAGUGCGGGAAAGGCUUUGCCAGCCACUCACUCCUGACCAUUCACCGGCGCAGCCACUCGGGGGAGCGGCCGUUCUCCUGUGCCCAGUGCGGGCGCAGCUUUGACCGCAGCUCCCUACUGGUGGAGCACCAGCGCACCCACACCGGGGAGCGCCCCUACCGCUGCCACCAGUGCAGCCAGGGCUUCACCCGCGCCACCCACCUCAGCCGGCACCAGCUAAUCCACCGUGGUGAGCGACCUCACGGCUGCCCCGAGUGUGGCCGGCGCUUCCGGCUUCGGGCUGCAUUAGUCAAGCACGUGCGGAGCCACACAGGGGAGCGACCCUACAAGUGUGCUGAGUGUGGGGCGGUCUUCGCCAGUGUCUCCUCCCUGGCCCGGCACCACCAGAGCCACGCCGGUGAGAAGCCCCACCACUGCCCCGACUGUGGCAAGAGAUUUGGGCAGAGCACUGCCUUCGCUGAGCACUGCCGCACCCACACUGGGGAGCGCCCCUACCGCUGCCUGGAGUGUGGCCGCGCCUUCGCCGGCAGCUCCAACUUCAUCCGGCACCAGAGAAUCCACACCGGGGAGCGGCCCUACCAGUGCCAGGACUGCGGCCGCACCUUCCGGGCCAGCUCCAACCUGGCCAGGCACCAGAGGACUCACCACCAGGGGCUGGUGGUCACCGAGUGUGGAGAUACUCCCUUGCUGGGACGGGCAGGACAAAGCUAGGGUCACUGGGGGCAUAGGCCUAGGUGGAGCCGAAGGCCGUGGGGGGUUGGUUGGGGUUGGGGCCAUGGCAGGUGUAAGCUGAGAUGGUCAGGGCACAAGGCAGGAGCUGGUGGCUGGAUUCUCUGCAGCCCUGAGCCAAGCAGCACCCCUGGAGCAGGAUCAGAUGGCUCAGACCAGAGCUCACCAGGGAAGGUGGCUCCUGCAUCUUGCCGCACCUGCCCUCUCUUCCCUGCCGUGGUGCUGAACUCUCCGUCCAAUAGGAAGCGCCGUCUCCUAAUGCUCCUCCCACCAUUACCACCACUUUAGGCCAGGCCUGCUGGGGCAGAGCUCUCUCCUUUCAUCACCCCAAGGAAGAUAGGGCCAGUGUUGGCCCCUGGCUCCAGUCUGCUUCUCACAGGGCUGCGCCAUGGCGACAAACUCGGAGGUGCCCCAGGGGCAAUCCCACUCUAGGAGAGCGGCCCUUCUUUGCUGUAUGGACCAGUAUCAGGCAGGCUGGAUCUGCCCUCAGUGCUGCAGUUCGCCCAGGGGAUGGACACACACACACACACGACU